AUGGAUUUCUCCACGUUUGUCAACCCAGCUGAUCUGACCUUUGACGGCUCUGCCCAGCAACCCUUCACCACAGCCAACUCUUCCAAGUUUGACACGUUUGAUUUCUCCGCACCCGCCGAAGAAGAGCUGGUACAUAAGCACAAGGACUCUGCCGUCGACCUGACUAAGCUUCAUCAGUUUCAACAAGAGCAAGAUUACUCAUCCACAAGGACGAAGAGGGUCAAGAUCGAGCCGACCGUGUUCGACGCUUUCCUCGACAACUACUCUUCAGAGUCCAACACACCGUCUCCUGCUGCAGACUUUGAUUUUGUCUACAGCACCGCCAACUCACCCGGCGAGUUUGCGAGAGAGGAGAGCCGCACGAGCUCACCUGAAGUAUCCAACGACAUGUCAGCCUACACCCCGGGUACCGCUCCUUCCGCCUACGGAUACCAGUCUCCAGAAGCCAUCCACAUCCCCCAGGUCGAGGACAGCCUCUCGCUCAAAGUCACCAUGGACAGGACCAAGACGCGUGCCGAGACCCAGACCAAGGUCACCAUGGUCUUGGAUCCUUUGCCUGAAACCUACAAAUGGGCUCGCUUUGCCCGCCAGACCAUCUCGAAGCCGAAGCAGCUGGCGACUGCAGAAGAGAUCCGAGACAAUCAAAAGAAAGGCGCAGCUGUCUCCAUUGAUUUCACCCUCGUCUGCGCCGUUGCGGUCGAGGAGCAGAAAGACAUGGAACUUGCUUUUGCACGUGCUCGAGGUGAGGGUGAAUUCCCUGCCAGAAGUCCACGUGUCGACGUCUCCGAGCUGGAGAAGGAUGACCCCGCACACCCUCAAAACGGCGGUGCAGUCAUCAUCUGCAAUGGCUGUCAAGAACGCGAGAAGAAGCGGUUCGGCCGCAAGAAGAAGCGCAACGAAGAAGAGGAAGAGGAGUGGAGCACCUACGAUGACAAGCGUAUCAUCAUUGUCAAUGAGAAAGAGUUCAAGCGACUGGCAGACGCCGAUGCCGCAGAUAGCAAGUGGGGCUCAGGUGCAAAGAAAGUCGAGUUCUCCAUGCGCAUUGCAUGCUACUGCAGACAUCAAGAGUCCAAGACGCCAGUCGGGUAUAGGGUCAUCUUUACAAUAAGGGGCGCCAACCGAGAGCUGCUAACUCAAUGUGUGUCUGAGAUUCUCCAAGUUACCGACGAUCACAAGAACAAGGAAAACCCCCAAACCGAGCUUCUGUCGCCGUCUCUGGGCCUGCAAACCUCUAUGCCCAAUCAGAGCCAGCAAUUUCAGCAAUAUCCAUUAUACCCGCAAUACCCAAUGACGACACAAUUCAACUUCACUGCGCCAGCACCCACACCCUACGGCUACAACCAUCCCCCUACAGUCUUCGGCAUGGAGUCGCAACCUCCAACACCCAUGUACUCGCGCCCUCCUUCGCCCGGCAUCCACUCACAGCCAACCACUCCAACUCUGAAAGCAUUCAACUUCGGCAACUAUCCUCACUUCAGCCAGGCUGUUGCCCCCCAGCAGCUUACGCAGACCCUGAACAGGGUGGUCAACCCUCAGCAGACGCUCCAAACGCUUCGCCACCCCGUCACAGCCCAGCAGUCGCAUCCUCUACCAAACUACGCUGCUGCACCUCAGCAAGCACCCCAAGCAAUGAACUUCUCCAUGCCUUCGCAGCAGCCUCCCCAUGUCAACACCCAGUUCUCGCCGACAGAGACGGGGUUCUACGAAUUUCCCAACUGGCAAGCUUAA
Messenger RNA from Ascochyta rabiei, 1728 nucleotides. Its product is annotated as SPT3 Dosage dependent suppressor of Ty-induced promoter mutations-like protein. The record is from RefSeq and is a predicted model, not a curated record. Bases 1 to 1728 code for a protein of 575 amino acids. Lineage: Eukaryota; Fungi; Ascomycota; Dothideomycetes; Pleosporales; Didymellaceae. The transcript has a single exon.